UGUGUGUGUGGAGCGCAGUCACGUGGAGGAGCUCGCGUCCACCUCGGUUCUGUCCAAACAGAACGUGAGCAGUCUGUCUGUUGGAGCGCCGCUCGGUGCUAAACUGAUUCAUGUUGUUUUUUUAGCCACGCGUCCCUUUAAACUAGACUAUUGUAUCGAAGAAUGAGUGACAACGAUGAUAUCGAAGUCGAUAGUGACGAAGACUCACCGAGAUAUCACUGUGUGGCAGACAAACGGGCACACCACAAUGCCCUGGAGCGCAAACGUAGGGACCACAUCAAAGACAGCUUUCACAGCCUUCGGGACUCUGUACCCGCCCUGCAGGGAGAAAAGGUUGGCAAAGCUCAGCCUGCAAGUCCUCCAGGCACACGAUGUUCCGGCUCCCAUCUGUCUAUACAACAGGCGUCUCGAGCUCAAAUCUUAGACAAAGCUACAGAGUACAUCCAGUACAUGAGGCGAAAAAAUCACACACACCAGCAGGACAUCGACGACUUGAAGAGGCAGAACGCGCUGCUGGAGCAGCAAGUCCGCGCUCUGGAAAAGGUGAAGGGCUCCGCCCAACUCCAGGCCAGCUACUCCUCGUCUGACAGCAGCCUGUACACCAACCCCAAAGGCAGCGCUGUGUCGGCGUUCGACGGAGGCUCCGACUCGAGCUCCGAGUCGGAGGCCGAGGAGCCGCCCAACAGGAAGAAGCUGCGUGUGGAGGCCAGCUAGAGGGCCGAGCAGUUAAAACCUGGUCACGGUUGGAGGCGGCGCCCCCCCCCCCCCCCCCCCCCCCACCCACCCACCUCCAGCCACCCUCACCGUCCUCCUCGUUCUCCCUCCUCCAUAUGUGGGUGGGUCGCACUGGAGACUCAUGACCCCACUAACCUCACGCCGCCACCACAAAUGUCUCUUUCCACCCGAUCUCUAAGAACCGGAUUGAGGAAGUCAGCCGGUAUGAAGAUUAACUGCUUCAACCCGCGUCGAGAGCUUCAGGUUUUUUCCCCCCCUCCCAUCCCUCUCCUCCUCUCUUUUCUUUGGUUGUCAGUCAUUGGUAUUUCCCCCCCGGCAACAUCUACAAUCUGAAACCCCAAAAGAGGCAGCUUGGCUACUUAUGGACUUGAUGCUUUUUUUUAAGGGGGGGGGGGAGGCGCCCCUGGCGUGCUCCAAGCACUGCUAUAUUAUAUAUUUUGUUGUUUUUGUUUUUCUUGAUUUAAAAAAAAAAAAAAAAGAAUUAGAAUUUACACACACACACACACACACACACACAAAACCUAGAUAAAAAUCGUCCCAGAGAAGUUUACCUUUUUAAAGUAUGAAAUGAAACAUUUGUAGCUUACUUUUUUUCGCUUUGAAGCCAAUGUUAAAGUGAUACCCACCUUAGGCCCACUGGAUUGCAGAUGCUUUCUGCCUGACACGUCGUUGUGAUCACAAGAUUAAAAAAGAAAACAUGACUCCUUUGUUGAAAUUGGUGUUUUGAAGGAGAAUAUUCCUAAACUUGUAUCGUACUUUGUCCUUUAGCUUGAAGUAGUGAAUGACUUUAGGUGGCUGAAUACGUUAGGCAUCUCGUUUUCUAUAUUAUAAAAAGCAUUGAUUGGAUGUUUUCAAGUUCUAAAGUAUGUUAUGCAUUUUGUAGUAAUCUCACGAGUCAUGGGGAAAAUGCCAAUUUGUCACGUAGUUUUCCUUAAGGGUAUGAAAUAGGUAUUGAAUGUCAAAAGGUAGCUCCCGUCGUUUGCAGUACAAGGAAGCGAAAUAAUUCCCUGUCGAUGUGUUGUGCUUUACACAGUAAAAAUCAAUGUUGCUGAAUCCCCCCCCCCCAAGGAAAAAAAGGAAGCAUUUUGUGUGUCUAGGAAACGUGUGUAUGUAUAUUGUUUCCAUUUAAUUUCCAUUUAGGAGGAUAUAAUUAGUGUAAUAGGUCUUUGUUUGUCCGAUUCCAUUCCAUGGAAAUUACAAGUAUGUUGUACAUACUGCCAACAAUUGUCUUGCAAGUUGAGGCCUCUACCUUUUACUAUGAGACUAUAAAAUAAACUAUUUUAUCCUUUA
This is a messenger RNA of Cyclopterus lumpus (lumpfish), 2025 nucleotides long. It is a transcript of the gene max, whose product is annotated as myc associated factor X. Gene Ontology annotation, molecular function: DNA-binding transcription factor activity; protein dimerization activity. Gene Ontology annotation, cellular component: RNA polymerase II transcription regulator complex. The coding region runs from base 163 to 714 and encodes 183 amino acids. The record is from RefSeq and is a predicted model, not a curated record. The transcript is spliced from 5 exons. NCBI's taxonomy places the organism in Eukaryota, Metazoa, Chordata, Actinopteri, Perciformes, Cyclopteridae. Gene Ontology annotation, biological process: positive regulation of transcription by RNA polymerase II.